ACGGACACGAGUUCCUCGCAGACAGUGGGGCAUCGUGGGUAGCCUUAUUCAGCGAGAAAAAAGGCUUCGCAUGAACGUGGAUGUGCACAGAUUCCAGUAAUAGCGACUCGAGUGCGUCUGAAGUCUGCGGAAUGUCAAGGGAGACGUGUAUGACGAUGGCUGUAGAGAUUGUGAGUUGAUGGUGGGGAAGGACAAAAAGAGAGACUAGUGGCACUGUGACAUACUGUGACGUGGCUGUGACUGCACUGCACUUCCCCGCGCGACGUCACUUGUCACCACUACAGCCCAGUCGCAGUCUUGUACUUUCCUUGAGCUGUUCUCUAGUCUAGCACCACUCGCUCGCCGUAUUAUUCGUAUUCCUGUGGUAUCACCCUGUGUUACUUUACCUAUCGCCGCGUUCAGCUAUACCAUCGCAAUGAGCAAAGUCGUGUUUGGUAUCUUCUUCUCUUUCACCAUCCCCUUGGAGACUAAUCUAACGUCUUUCAUUCAGUCGGGAAUGUUCCCUACAACAUGGGAGAGGUAUGUCGUCCGUCUGUUCAUCAUCGCCUGCACCGCUCAUCAACAUCGCCCCCCCAGGAACAACUUAUCGACGUCUUCAAAUCAGUUGGCCAAGUCAUAGGCUUUAGGUGCUUAGUCCCUUUCCUCACGCUUUUCCUUCUUUAUUUAUUUAUACCUCUCCCUGCU
Serpula lacrymans var. lacrymans S7.9 is the source of this 684-nucleotide messenger RNA. RefSeq lists its product as uncharacterized. The transcript has a single exon. Lineage: Eukaryota; Fungi; Basidiomycota; Agaricomycetes; Boletales; Serpulaceae. Bases 416 to 619 code for a protein of 67 amino acids. The record is from RefSeq and is a predicted model, not a curated record.